Messenger RNA from Gaeumannomyces tritici R3-111a-1, 2202 nucleotides. RefSeq lists its product as hypothetical. Lineage: Eukaryota; Fungi; Ascomycota; Sordariomycetes; Magnaporthales; Magnaporthaceae. Bases 1 to 2202 code for a protein of 733 amino acids. The transcript has a single exon. The record is from RefSeq and is a predicted model, not a curated record.
AUGCAGCCAGAUCUGCCUGGUCAAGAAGAUAUCCUGUCUGCACUGCCCACAGAGAGUCAAAACGGAUUGACCUCCUCUUUUGGCAAUAAGAAAACGCUCUUGGCCGACCUACUCGAGCAAGCAGCGCUGCCGAGCAUGCCAGAGGUCUACUCCCCUCUCCCAGACAGUUCCUGGUUUCGUCUCCUGAUCGUCGAACCGGGCGCUGCGGACGACCCCGUCACCUGCCGGCUCGUUCCCGUCCCGAUCAGCCGCGCCAAGGAGCUGAGAUACGACGCGCUGUCCUACGUAUGGGACUGGUGGGGGGUCUCGGGUGCGGACGGCCUCGGGGACCACGUCAAAGGCAUCCACAGCCAUGUCUUUUGCAACGGCGUGGACAUCGAGGUCAAGGCAAACAUCUGGGAGGCUCUCUACUACCUCAGGCGCAGCGAUGAGCCCUGCAUCCUGUGGGCAGACGCGUUCUGCAUUAACCAGGAUGACGACGGCGAGCGUGCCAUGCAGGUUGCCAUGAUGGGUCAGAUAUACAGCGCCGCCGCACGCACCCUUGUCUGGCUGGGAUCCAAAGACGAAGGUGCACGGGAGGCGUUUGAUCUGGUCUGCGGCAUCGUACGGGCCUGGGACGACCAGCUUCCGGCGAGCUACGAGGUCCACGGCGAAACCACCGGCUCGAGCGCCCUGGCCUGCGGGAUGGACUCGGCCAGCGCCGUGGGAAGCCUGACCGAGAAGGAUUUGCAGCAGCUGAUGAAGCUUUUCACCAACCCAUGGUUUUCCCGCCGCUGGGUGAUACAAGAGGUCGUCCGCUCGCAGUCGGCCGAUGUGGUCUGGGGCAGAUGCCGCAUCGCCUGGCAUUGGGUAGGUCUCUGCGCCGCCAUUCUCCGGACGCAGGAGGCUUCCCUGCUAAAUACUGGCGAGCGCUACUUCCGCCACAGCCGCUUCGCCGGCAUUUAUGGGGCAUACCUCAUUUUCCGGCUCUCGCGUCACGGCUCACCAGAUGGCAUGCCGUUUCGGCCCUCUUUCCUGCACCUCCUACGGCUCACGAGGGGCUUUGAAAGCUCCAAACCCGUGGACCAGUUCUUCGCCCUUCUCGGAAUAGCGACACAGGAGAAUUUGUCGGGAAAUAGCUCCUUUAUCACGCCAGACUACAGCAUGGACGAGGUUCAGCUGUGCAGGUUUGUCGCAGAGAGGUGGCUGGAGUCGAGAGACGCCAAGCUGCCGCUCAAGUUUCUGUCAGACGCCGGCGACAACUGGACCAAGAGAUACAAGAGGUCCUGGAGGCUCAGGAAAUUCAACAUGCAGGGUCCGGCGGCAGCAGGGCCAUGUCCGUCCUGGGUGCCCAGGUGGAAAGAUCGCGAGACUGGGAUGCUCGGCCACUGGACCAUAGGAGACGACUCGCAGCCCGAGGGGGCCCUGCCCUUCCAGCGAUACGAGACGGCGUCACCCGACUGCCUCCAGGUCCGUGGGAUGGAACUGUCCACAAUUGUGUGGUGCGGCCAAAGCAUCGACGACGUUGGCCAAUGGGUGCGGAAAAUGAUGUUUGGGAGCCUCUUUUGCGCUGGCGAGGAAGAUGAUCCCGGGCUCGACCGUGUCGGCUUCCUGGCGCGGACGCUGUGCGCCGGCCGGACCGCAUACGGCAGCAAGGUCAAGGAUGGCGGGGCCGCGCUCGCGCGGCAUCUCGUUGCCUACAUGCUGGCGAGCCCCGACGACGGCGACGAGGCGUCCCGCGCAUUGUGGAAGAAGCGGCAAUCCCAGCUGGGGCCGGAGGAGGGGGACGCGCGGGCGUUCGAGCAGCUUAGCGACGCCGUGUGCCGCGGCCGCAGCCUCUUCGUCACCUCGGGCGGGCACCUCGGGCUCUGCUCGAGGGCUGUCUGGGCCGGGGACUCGGUCUGCGUGCUGGGCGGCGCCAUCAUGCCCUUUGUCCUCCGGCCGCGCUCUCUCGGCGGCGGGGACGCGGGGACCGACGGGUUCACGCUCGUUGGGGAGUGCUACGUGGACGGCAUCAUGGAGAACGAAGCCGUGGAGGCGAUGCGGCGAGGGGGGACGCACCGCGGCCCGAUGGACGCGAGGAAGGUCAUGAUGGGGUUCUACAAGUUUCCAAAGCUGGACGACAAAGGCCGCGAAGAGAUGGCGGCUCUAAUCGACAAGACGCUGGAGCUGGCUGAUAAGAAGUACGAGAGACUGGAGGCGGCACCCAUCAGUAUUUACUAG